AUGGAGAACUACGAGAAAGUCCACAGGAUCGGCCAAGGUGGGAGCGCAGAGGUUUUUCUCAUGAAGAACACAAGGACACAGGAGCUGUUUGCCGUGAAGAAGGUCAAGAUCUGCCCAAGUAAGAGGCUGCAGAACAAGGAGGCUGUGUUGCAGGAGGUGGCCAUCCUGUGCACCCUCCGGCAUCCCCACGUGGUGGCAUGCCACGACAACUUCUUUGACGCAGAGAAGGAUCAUGUCUUCAUAGUCCAAGACUACUGUGACGGCGGCUCCCUGGACCAGCACAUUAGGAUGAAGACAGAGGGCUACUUCCCCGAGGCCACCAUCUUGGAGUGGUUUGUGCAACUGGCUGUGGCUGUCGAGUACAUCCACUCCUUGAAGAUCCUGCAUCGAGACAUCAAGGCCUCCAACGUGUUCCUCACAAAGACACGGCUGCUGAAGCUGGGGGACUUUGGCAUCGCCAAGGUCAUGGACAGCACAACGGACAUGGCAAGCACCUUCGUGGGCACCCCUUACUACCUGAGCCCCGAGCUCUGCGAGGAUGUGCCCUACAGCUCCAAAUCUGACAUCUGGGCGCUGGGCUGUGUACUCUUCGAGCUGUGCGCGCUGAAGCCUCCCUUUAACGGCCUCAGUUUGGGCAGCUUGUUUAAUAAGAUUGUGAAGGAGGACUACGCUCCUGUCCCAGAGUGUUACUCAGAACCUCUGCACAGGUUGGUCCAAGUUAUGCUGCAAAAGGACCCGGAGGAGAGGCCCAGUGCUGCUGCCAUUCUCAACAACCAGUAUGUUCAAAAGCACCUCAGACUCUUCCUUCUGUAUCAAGAAACCCAGCUCCUGAACAAGCCACAUUUGGAAGCAUCACAUGAUGGAGAUGGUAGUGGGCUCAGCCCACCUGGACUGCACCAGACAGGGCCACUGGGCUAUGCAGGUGACACAGACCAAACGGUAGUAUCUAUACCGCUUCGUUCUCACCAGCAGCACACUGAACACCGUGACCCAGAGGAUGUCUCUAGCACCCUUAGCAGCAGUUCUGAUUAUUCAGAAGACUUUGAAAGCACAAGCACUUCCUCAAUUAGCAGUUCAGAUGAGGAUGCUACAGAGACCACGGAGACACCCACUGAGACUGACUCUGAGGAUGAGUGGGGGCUGAGCAGUUAUCCUGAGGACUUUGAGGAUUCUGAGGAAGGCCCGGAGGAAUCAGAGAACCAGUGUAGUCUGCAGAAGGCCAAGUUCUCCUCCCCUCUGGGCAAGCUGCAACCAAGUACAGGUGAGGACAGCAGCUGUGGAAGCGAGGAAAACAGCUGGCCCCACAAGGGCUCGCAACCUGCAACUGAGCACCAGUGGGACUCUACACACUUGGAGACUUGUUACCUGCUCCAAAGCCUGGACCUAGAAAACACCUAG
Molecule: messenger RNA, 1398 nt
Organism: Euleptes europaea (tarantolino)
Lineage: Eukaryota; Metazoa; Chordata; Lepidosauria; Squamata; Sphaerodactylidae
Exons: 3
Coding region: 1-1398 (465 amino acids)
Biological process (GO): protein phosphorylation
Molecular function (GO): ATP binding; protein kinase activity
Source: RefSeq, a predicted model, not a curated record